Molecule: messenger RNA, 1395 nt
Organism: Sphaerodactylus townsendi
Lineage: Eukaryota; Metazoa; Chordata; Lepidosauria; Squamata; Sphaerodactylidae
Gene: FAM151B
Product: family with sequence similarity 151 member B
Exons: 7
Coding region: 117-932 (271 amino acids)
Source: RefSeq, a predicted model, not a curated record
UCAAAUCCCUUGGCGGAAGGAUAUGUUGCAGUCGCCAACUGCUUUCGCUGUGGCUCACUAACAGCGGCUGUUGCCGACUGCAUCGAGUCAGACCUUGACCCUCCGGCAUCUCGACCAUGACUGGGGUCGAGCAGGGCUCUUGGAGUGAAAAUAUAUUGGAUUAUUUUCUGAAUACUAAGCAAAUUAAAACGAGAGAUGGAGCUGAAAUCCUGUGGUAUCAUGCAGCGAACAAUAAAUUGCAAAUGACUGAGGCAAUAGAAAGUACAGCUCACAUGAUAGAGGCAGAUGUCCUUCUUUGUGGAGAAGAUGGCAGGGGUGAACCAAUCAUGGCUCAUCCACCUGAAACCAACAGUGAUAAUACACUAGAGGAGUGGCUAAAAGAGGUUAAAAAUACUAGCAAGGGUAUCAAGCUUGAUUUUAAAAGUCUGGAAUCUGUGAAUCCUUCGAUGAAGCUUCUUGAGAAUAUAAAACUCAACAAACCUGUUUGGAUAAAUGCAGACAUUCUUCCUGGACCAAAUGGAAGCAGUUGUACAGUAGAUGCAAAGGGUUUUCUGGACACUGUUACAUCAUUUUUUCCAAAUGUAACCUUAUCACUGGGGUGGACAACUGGGUGGAUUAAUCUAAAAUGCAAUAAAGGAUACAGUUCAGCAAUGAUGCAAGAAAUGGCAACUAUUUGUAGAGAUCUUACUCAGCCAAUAACAUUCCCUGUAAGAGCUGCUUUGGUGCGCCAGUCAAUAUCUGAACUUCAGUGGUUAUUACAACAAUCAAACAGAUACACCUUGACCAUUUGGACAGGAAAAUGUGACAGCUACUCUAUAGAAGAUCUGCUCUUCAUCAGAAACUGUUUUGAUAAAACUAGAAUUUUUUAUGAUAUCUUAGAACCACAAAAGUCUGAAUUCAGAAAGGCUAUAGGAUUGGAAGUCCCACUAUGAAGAAAACUGACUUUCCUGUUAGGGGAGUUGACUGCUGUCUCCGCAGUCUGUAAUGCAAAAACCAGCCCAGCUGAAGUAAUUAUAUUAAGAACACCACAUUAACAAAUUGAAACUGCUACCACAUAGUUUGAAAGAAGCACUUCUGGAACACAGGGAAGGUCUAUACCAAGGCUACAAGGUAUUACAUUAACCACUGUUUCUCAAAACCUUAAGCGCUUGAACAAUUCUACUGUACGUAAAAAAGACAGUUUUCAUAACAGCAAAAGCAUUAAUUUCCUUAGCACUUCUGGUUAUCCUUGUAAGUGAUAAAUGCUGCUAAUUUGCCAUUAUUAAUAGCAUUUUUGUGACAUUGCAAAUUUAGAAAGAAAUAACAGCCCUACUAGAUCAGACACAACAGCCAUGAAGUCCAGCUUUCCAUUUCCCAAUUAGCAAUCAGAUAUCUCUCAGAAGCAUAAACACAGAG